AAUUCAGAAUAUCUUGGGUUCACAGUGCAUCAGACACCGACAAUUCAGAGGAAGCAAGCAAAAGAGGAGGAGAAGAGAAGCGAAGGCGCGAUCGGCGGGCGGCAGGCUGCCAUAACUCCGCCUCGCGGUGACCUCGCACCCGCGAUGUUAAUGGAAACGCCGCGCCCUUUCCUUCUCCCCCUCCCCACUCCUUCCCAUCACCCCUCUUCCUCUUCCUCUUCCUCCUCCUCAGCGAUGGCGAUGCUCUUCUCUUCUUUCCGCUGCAGAUAGCUAGCUAGACUAGAGAUAGCGGCUGCGCUUGUGCUUGUUUGCGUGUUCUUGCGGUUGAUCUUGUGGCCGUCAGCCAUGGCGAGGUGCGGCGAGCUGGUGGAGGAGGAGGACGACGACGAGUACGCCAAGUUGGUCAGGAGGAUGAACCCGCCCAGUGUUGUGAUAGACAAUGACUCGUGCGACAGUGCAACUGUCAUCCGGGUUGAUAGGGUCAAGAAGCAUGGCAUUUUACUGGAGGCUGUUCAAGUACUUGUGGACCUGAACCUCGUCAUCACCAAGGCCUACAUUUCUUCAGAUGGCAACUGGUUCAUGGACGUGUUCAAUGUGACCGAUCAGGACGGUAACAAGCUGCAGAACACGGAGGUCACUGACUGCAUCAAGAAAUGCUUGGAGUCGGAGGAUUACCUGGUGCCGCCGGCGAGCGGGCUGGACGGUGGCGCUGCGCCGUCGGAGGAGACCACCUGUGUUGAGCUGACCGGCACCGACCGGCCGGGGCUUCUCUCCGAGGUGUGCGCCGUGCUGGCCUCGCUGAGCUGCAACAUUGUGAAUGCCGAGGUGUGGACGCACGACAGGCGCGCCGCCGCCGUCAUCCAGAUCACUGACGAGGCCACCGGGCUCCCCGUCCGCGACGGCCGGCGGCUGUCCCAGCUGCAGGAGCUUCUCGGCAACGUCAUGCAGGGGGACAGCGACGGCGGCGGUGACAGGAAGGGCAGCACCGCCGUGUCCCUGGGCGCGGCGCACGCCGAGAGGCGCCUGCACAGGCUCAUGCUCGACGAUGCCGACGGCGACGCCGGCGGUGAGGAGAGGAGCGGUGGCGUGGCGGUCAAGCCGAAGGCGAAGGUGGUGGUGAUGGACUGCACGGAGCGGCGGUACACGGUGGUGAUCCUCCGGUGCAGGGACCGGCCGCGGCUGCUGUUCGACACGCUGUGCGCGCUCACCGACCUGCACUACGUCGUCUUCCAUGGCACCGUCGACGCCGAGGGCGGCAGCAGCAAGGAGGCCUACCAAGAGUACUACGUCCGGCACGUCGACGGCCACCCCGUGCGCUGCGACGCCGAGCGGCUCCGCCUCGUCCGCUGCCUCGUGGCCGCCGUCGAGCGCCGCGCCUCCGACGGGCUGGAGCUGGAGGUGAAGACGGAGGACAGGGCGGGGCUCCUGUCGGAGAUCACGCGCGUGUUCCGGGAGAACAGCCUGUCGAUCAUCCGGGCGGUGAUCACCACCAAGGACGGCGAGGCCGACGACACCUUCUACGUCUCCGACGCCUACGGCAACCCCGUCAACGGAAAGGCCAUGGAGACGCUCGGCGAGCAGCUCGGCCACGCCGUGCUGCGUGUCAAGAGCAACAGCCGCGCCGCCAUCAAGCGCGCCGAGGACGGCGGCGGCGGCGCGGCGUCCAUCAUUGGCAACCUGCUCAAGGGCUCGUUCCAGGGGUUCAGGCUCAUCCGAUCCUACUCCUGAAAACAAAAAAAAAUGUUCCUUUCUUCACACUCAGAAGGAUCAGAACACGAUCUUGUUCAUACAGAAUCAUCAUCAAGAACCUGACGGCUUAGCUUAGGGAAUAAUUGAGGAUGGAGUGCUGUAAAUAGUCUUGUGGAUAUUUGAAAACGCCAUUGCUCCUCAACAUCAUAAGCAUAGGUUAACAUGCAUUGUACAUAUAAUUUCUACAGUGUUUUUUGUGGGUUAAAGGAUUAAAACUCUGUCUGACUGUCUUGAGUGGAGAAUCCAUGUCUGAGAUGGGUCUAAAUGGGCUGGACCUGAAUUGGUGAUAGCCUUUAGGCCUCAUCACACACUGCUUUUCUAGUCAAAUUUUU
Molecule: messenger RNA, 2081 nt
Organism: Oryza brachyantha (malo sina)
Lineage: Eukaryota; Viridiplantae; Streptophyta; Magnoliopsida; Poales; Poaceae
Product: ACT domain-containing protein ACR6-like
Exons: 7
Coding region: 346-1728 (460 amino acids)
Source: RefSeq, a predicted model, not a curated record